AUGCCUUCCCUCAGUCAAAGCUUGGCCCUAGGGUACGUCAUCGUACUCCAGGUGCUCUACCUCUCCUUCGGCACCAGAGGAGGAAUCAUCAUCGACCUCAUUCUGGCCGCUUUUAUAGCAGACCCCGUCACCGCUGGAAUCUGGCUCAUUGCCUCCGCCAUCAGCCCUCGCACCAGCAAGACCGUCCUCCCUGGUCGUUCUAUCGAAUACUACAUGACCUUCAAGCAUCCGGCAAAUGUCAAGUACCGCGGCAAGAGAAGGAUCCCGAUGGCUACCUUCUGCCAGAUGCACCUCGAUGGAGAAGUUAAGAUGAACGGAGAUAUCCACCCAGCCCACGAGAGACUCGAUCUAGGCAUACUCCGCGGCUUCCUGGGACCCCGGAUGGUGUACACUUCAGGUCUCGUCCGCGACACCAACAACCAAGAGUUCCUCGAGGAACUCGAGAACAAUAGACUCGGCGUCAUCUGCGAAAAGAACCACCUCAAUCCGUACGACAGAGUCCUCAGCAUCGGCUACGGGUGGGAAGCGUUCGCCAACUACGCCCGUCGUAUCUUCCCUCACGUCUCAUUCACUGGUCUCAAUCACGUCGCCGAGUACACCAACAUCGCUCCCAUCAAAGGCGGCUACGAGAAAAUCGUCUGCACGUAUCUAGCCGAGCACAAAGGCCCCGGCAACUUCAUGGCUCUGCACAAUGGCCCCGGCGAGUACUCAAAAACUUUCAAGCACAUUCACGGCCUGCUCGCCGACGACGGCAUCUUCUUCCUCAAGGUCGCGGGCGGUAAUGAGUCCUGGCAGUACGAGGAUCUCAUAUGGAGACUCCUGAUGGCCAAGUACGUCUACUCCGACGCCGUCCCUUAUGCCUCGCUCGCAUCCUUGAUCAACCAGCUCGAGACCGCCGGCUUCAGAGCCAAUAGUGUGGAAAACGUUGGUCGCCACUACUCUGAGACGGUUCGGAAGUGGUACGGUAACUUUGUGCGAAAUCGAGAGGCUCUGAUGGCCAUGUAUGGCCCCAAGAUCUACCGGACAUUCGAGUUCUUCCUGGCUUACCUGGUCAUCAUCUUCGGUCAAGGCAGCGCCAACACUUACCAGAUUGUCGUCACCAAGAAUCCCAGUUCUGUCGACCGAACCAAGUCUGAGCCUGUAGUUGAGAAGUCUUCUUGGGAUCUCUGCGAUACGUCAACGAACAGCUUCAACGGGGAGUGCCAGGAGUUCCGCCGGAAAGAGGGCACCCAAGACAAAACACUCUGGGGAUGUCGCGAGAAAGGCUUGCCAUGGGAUCCCCUCGUCUACCUGUAUACCGCAUCGACCAAUUUGCUUCCUCCGGCUCCUGCUACCACCACGUCUUCUCCUUCUUCUUCAGCAGAUACGCGAAUCACGUCCGUGCCAGGCUCCUCCUCGACAGUCUCAGACGACACGUCAACACCAUCCGUGCCAUCAAGCCCGACGCUUUCGACAGCCUCCUCGACAAGCGCACCGACGCCGGAACCUUCCAACGGCGGUGGCGGCGGCGCUGCUCCAUCCAGCGGUAAUCAGACGGGUGCCAUUGUCGGCGGUGUCCUCGGCAGCGUGACCAUCCUCGCCAUCGCCGGCUGCGUCGCCACAUGGCUCGUCGUGAGAAGAAGAAGAGCUUCGUCGGUCCGGGGAGAGUCGAGAGGCGGUGGUCACGUCUCGCCGUCUCCCAGCCACGAGCUCGCCGGCGACCAGCCGUGUGUGUCUCCGAUAAAUCAGAAAGAGGGAGAGCAGUGGAACUAUCAGCCCAUGUCACCCACGUCGCCCGCGUCCUCGUCUGCUCAGCAUCGGGAUGUUUUUCAGGCGCCGGCGAACGAUUCGAUAGGAAGCGCGAUGAAGCCGGCUGAGUUGGGCUGA
Molecule: messenger RNA, 1866 nt
Organism: Colletotrichum abscissum
Lineage: Eukaryota; Fungi; Ascomycota; Sordariomycetes; Glomerellales; Glomerellaceae
Product: cyclopropane-fatty-acyl-phospholipid synthase
Exons: 3
Coding region: 1-1866 (621 amino acids)
Biological process (GO): cellular response to biotic stimulus
Source: RefSeq, a predicted model, not a curated record